Molecule: messenger RNA, 768 nt
Organism: Eremothecium cymbalariae DBVPG#7215
Lineage: Eukaryota; Fungi; Ascomycota; Saccharomycetes; Saccharomycetales; Saccharomycetaceae
Gene: AGE2
Product: GTPase-activating protein AGE2
Exons: 1
Coding region: 1-768 (255 amino acids)
Biological process (GO): regulation of DNA-templated transcription; endocytosis; intra-Golgi vesicle-mediated transport
Cellular component (GO): Golgi apparatus
Molecular function (GO): GTPase activator activity; sequence-specific DNA binding
Source: RefSeq, a predicted model, not a curated record
AUGACAAGUGUAGAGAUACGAAGGGUUCUUCAGCAGUUGCUGCGUGAUCCUGAAAAUCAGGUUUGUGCGGAUUGCAAGAGUUCGACUCAUCCGCGGUGGUCUUCAUGGUCUUUGGGGGUUUUCGUUUGUAUUAAGUGUGCUGGGUUUCAUCGGUCGUUGGGGACGCACAUCAGCAAGGUGAAGUCGGUUGAUUUGGACACAUGGAAGGAGGAGCAUUUGCAACAGUUGGUUAAGUUUGGGAAUAACCGGAAUGCGAAUGCGAUUUACGAGGCAUCUUUGGAUGGGAAUGGGGUUGGUUAUGUGCCAGAUGCUUCUAAGAUUGGGCAAUUCAUCAAGACCAAGUAUGAGUUGAAGAAGUGGUACGGUAAGGAUGUUGGAAAGGGGUCUUCUUGCUCGUCCAGUAGGGGGAAAGAAUUAUUGCAGGAUUUCGACCAGCCUCCACAAGAAAAUAAUGCGGAUAGUGUGCAUAGUACUCCCAGUAGCCACUGCAGUAGCAUGAACAUUAGAACUAGUCCUGCAGCGUCUACUGGUGCGGCGGUGAGUACGCAGAGUGGACAUGGAGGAGCCUAUGAUCUUAACAGCAGACCGAAUUUGAAGAAAUCGAUUCUUUCAUUAUAUUCUCGACCUAAACAGUCUCCUUCAUUUGAUCUUUCCACAAGUAGCAUAUCUUCGCUUCAGAAUGGUACUGCCGCUGCACACGUGAAUGUUAAUAACAGCAGUUCGUUGUCUUUAGAAGACAAUGAAUUAUUUAAAAAUGUCUGGACAUAA